Molecule: messenger RNA, 4860 nt
Organism: Closterium sp. Yama58-4
Lineage: Eukaryota; Viridiplantae; Streptophyta; Zygnematophyceae; Desmidiales; Closteriaceae
Source: the annotation of a GenBank genome assembly
AUGAGGCCUCAGAAUCCUCCCCCUGGCUGGCGUCCCCCCCCACCCGGCGCCGCUCCCCCGUACGGCGCGCCCCCCGGAACCGCUCCGCCGGCACGACCGGGUUUUCCCCCGGGCCAGCACCCCCCGCAGCAACCCGGAUUUCCGCGCGGACCCCCUGGUCCGGGCCAAGUUCCGCCUGGUGCGCCGGGAUCCGCGCAGCCGCCUGGCGCAAGGCCCGCCGGACCUCCGUUUCCCGGCGGACCGUUCGCCGGCCCUCCGCCAGGUUCGCGGCCCGCAGGUCCGCCUCCCCCGGGGGUUGCGCCGCCCGGCGCGCGAGGUCCGCCAGCUGGAUUUGCGGGUCCGCCUGCGGGUUUCCAAGGGCCUCCCGCGGGUGGUCCGCCAGGGGGAGCAGCUCGUCCGCCUGGCCCCUUCGCGGGGGCCCCCGCCGGGGGACCGCGCCCUGGCGGCCCUCCGCCAGGAGUUGGCGGGCCUCCGCCGGGUUCCGCUCCGCCAGGCGCCGCACCCCCUGGCGCGCCGCGCCCCGGCGGUCCCCCUUCCGGAUACCCCGGUGCGCCGCAGCAGUACCCUGGCUACCCCCCGCAGCAGCAGCCCCACCCUCCGCCGCCAGCGCAACCCCGCCCUCCGCCUGGCGGACCUGCGCCAUAUGGCCAGCCAUCGUACGGAGCCCCGCCGCAGUCCGCGCAGCCAGGCGCGCCCCUUAACGCGCCCGGAGGCCCUCCCCCGCCCUUCGGCGCGCCUCACCCUCCGCCUGGCGCUGCGCCGCCGUCUUGGGGGGGAGCCGCCGCGCAAUCCGCUCCGCCAACCCAGCAAAUGAGCGCGCUGACUAUGGGCAGCCCUCCGCCUCCCGCUCAUGGGCAAUACGGUGCACCGCCUGGGGCCGCCCCGGGGCCGUACGGGCAGCACGCGCCGCCUCCGCCGUUCUCCGCCGCUCCCCCGACUGGCCCUCCGCCUGGCGGAGCCAUGAUGCCCGGCGCGGGCCCUCCGCCGCCCUUCGGCGCUCCCCCGACUGCUGGCGCGGCGCAGCGACGCGCUUGCCCCAAAUUCUCAUCCUUUGUCCCCGCUCCCCCCCUCCCCAGCCCCCGGACGUGGGCGCGCCCCCCCAGUCCCCCGGAAUACACUCCCCUCCCCUGCCAUGGGCGCGCGGCAGCCCAUGGCGCCCUUCUCGGGGCAGGCGGCGGGGCAGCAGUGGUCCGCGCCCUAUCCUCCCCCACUCAUUCUGUUCCUCCUCCCUCUUCCCCCCUCCCUCUCCCCCUGUCCCCCUCCCUCCCCCGUCAACCCUCCUCUCUUCCCACGUUCCCCACUCCCCAGCCCCCGGGCGUGGGCGCGCCCCCCCAGUCCCCAGGCAUGGGCGGACAUGCGCCCCCCUCUCCUGGCAUGGGCGCGCGGCAGCCCAUGGCGCCCUUCACGGGGCAGCCAGCGGGGCAGCAGGGGGGCGCGCCCGGGUCCAGGAUCGACCCCAACCAGAUCCCGCGCCCUCCGCCCCCUGCGGACGCGUUUCUGUUUGAGACGCGGGUCAACGGCACGGCGAACCUACCACCGGCUGCCACGUCAUCGUUUGUGGUCCGCGACACGGGUAACUGCAGCCCGCGGUUCAUCCGAGCAUCGCUGAACCAGAUACCCCUCUCUGCGGAUCUUCUCAAUACCUCCGCCAUGCCUCUCAGCAUCAUGAUUCAGCCCUUCGCGCUGCAGGACCCGGCCGAUACUCCAGUGCAUGUGGUGGACUUUGGAGAGAUGGGCCCAGUCAGGUGCCACCGCUGCAAGGCGUAUAUCAACCCGUUCAUGCGAUUCGUGGACCAUGGGAGGAAGUUCAUCUGCAAUCUCUGUGGUGUCUCCAACGAGACUCCUCGCGAGUACGUGUGCAAUCUGGGUCCGGACGGCCGGCGGAGGGAUGCAGACGAGCGGCCAGAGCUGAUGCACGGGAGUGUGGAGUUUGUGGCUCCAAAGGAAUACUCGAUCCGCGAUGCCAUGCCACCCGUCUACUUCUUUCUUCUGGAUGUCUCUUUCAACGCCGUCGCCUCGGGAGCUGCUUCUGCUGCCUGUUCCUCCAUCUCCCGCAUACUGCAAGACCUGCCUGAGGGCGGUCGCACGCUCGUGGCAUUCGCCACAUUCAGCUCAACCAUCCAAUUCUACAGCCUUAACAGCUCCCUGGCGCAGCCGUCCAUGCUGGUGGUGCCUGAGGUGGAGGACGUGUACACGCCCCUGCCGUCUGACCUCAUAGUUCCACUUGACGAGGCGCGCGAGCGGCUGCAGCAGCUGCUGGAGUCGAUCCCACAGAUGUUUGCCGAGACUCGUGUGGCUGACUCGUGCCUGGGGGCAGCGCUGCAGGGUGCAUUCCUAGCCAUGAAGAAAACAGGAGGCCGCAUUCUUGCAUUCCAGUCAGUUCUCCCCUCUGUGGGCAUUGGAUCUCUUUCUUCCCGGGAAGCCGAAGGCAGGGCCAACGCCACCGUUGCGGAUAAAGACGUGCUGAAGCUGCUGCAGCCCAACGACAAGCAGCUGAGGCCGAUGGCAGAAGAAAUGGCGGAUUUCCAAGUGUCGGUGGACGUGUUCCUGACCGCGCAAGGAUUCGCCGACGCUGCUUCCAUCGCCGUCGUUCCCAGGAUCACUGGUGGACAGCUCUACAGCUACUACCCCUUCAGUGCGGCGCAUGAUGGGGGUAAACUGCAUAACGACCUGCGCUGGGCCGUGAGACGGCCACACACGUUUGAGGGGGUCAUGAAAGUGCGGUGCAGCCAGGGCCUGUCCGUGUCAGACUACUAUGGCAACUUCCACCGCCGCAUCCCUGCAGAGAUUUACCUCCCAGCUAUGGACAGCGACAAGGCCAUUAUGGCGACCGUCAAGCACGAGGAGAAGCUCGCAGAGAACAGCGAAGCAUGCUUUCAGUGUGCCAUUCUCUACACCACGACCACGGGGGAGAGGCGUGUGCGAGUGCACACCCUCUCGCUGCCCACAACAGCUUCUCUCGCCUCUGUGUUCCGAGGGGCAGAUCUGGACGCUCAAUUCGCAUACAUGCUCAAGACAGCUGCUGCGGACGUGGUGACUCACGCAGUGCAGCCAGUGAGGGACGCAGCAGUGCAGACAGCAGUGAACAUCCUAUACACCUACCGCAAGUUCUGUGCCACUGCCUCCUCUUCUGGACAGCUCAUCUUACCAGAGGCGCUCAAGCUGCUGCCUCUCUACACCUUAGCCCUCCUCAAGUCGCAGGGCCUGAGGGGAGACGUGAAGGUGGACGAGCGGUCGGCCUGGCUGGCAAGAGUGCGCCCUCUCUCUGCCUCGCUCUGUGUGCCUCUCGUCUACCCGCGCCUAUUUGCUCUGCACCACCUCUUGAAGGAUGCAGCGAAUCAGGAGCAGCAGAAGCAGCAGAACGGCACUGAGGAUGGGCAGCAGGAGCAGCAGCAUGAGCACCUGCCCUCUGCUCUCCCCCUCUCCAGCGAAAAGCUCGAGCCAGAUGGUGUUUUCCUGGUGGAGAACGGGGAGGAGGCGGUGGUGUGGGUGGGCAGGGAGGCGGACAGCCAUCUGCUGUUUGACCUCUUUGGCCUGCGAUCCGUCGAUGAGAUCGCCCCCGGCCCCUUCCUGCUGCAAGAAUUUGACAACCCUGCAUCACGCAAGCUCAAUGCCAUUGUGAACGAGAUUCGGCGCCAGCGGUGCUCGUACCUCAGGAUGUCCGCUACAAGGGUGGCGCUGGACGUGCUCGGGCCCCGUUAUAAUACAACUUUUAAAGUCAUGCCGGUGGUGGAGGUGGUGCCAUGCAAUAGCGAGGAUGCAGCAGUGGCAGCAGAGCGUCUAGACCUGAUGAACGUGGUGGGGGUGGUGGGACCUGCAUGCUCCGAGGCAGUGAGGGGAGCUAAUUCUGUGCUACAUCCCAAGGGCAUUCCUUAUGUGUCGUUUGCUGCCACUGCUGAUGUGUUCAACACACCGGAUUACAACACGUUCUUCAGAACAGUCUUCGCUGACAAGCACCAGGCUAGGGAAAUCGCGGCUUUGAUCAGAUUCUUCCAAUUCAACGAAGUCCAUCUGUUCUACUCCAACGAGAUCUACGGCUCAGAUCUCGCCUCCAAGAUCCGUGCUGAGCUGGACGGCUCGCUCAUCCCCAUCAGCACCAUCCCCGUCAGCUACCCCGUGGACGAGUUUGCGCCGCUCUUUGCUGACGUGGCGGUCGGGGAGAGGUCCAUUUGUGUGCUCGCCGCCCUGCCAGCUGUAGCGGAGGGGUUCUGGCGGGCGGCUGUGAGGGAGAACUUCACCAGCUACCCCUGGUGGUACCUGGGGACCGACGGCGUGGCAGCUCUUGACUUCGUUGACCAGUCUGGGGAGAGGCUUGGAGGUAUGGCCCGGUCUUUGCAAGGGGAGAUGGCGAUUGGUCCUAACAUGCCCAUUGAGAGUCCCAACCUGCGUCCAUUCACGAGCCACUGGAAGCAGCAAGCAGCAGACGACUACGUUGGGCUCAUCAAUGCGCCGACCACACCAAAGUAUAACGAGACGCGCUUAUACGUGGCGCAUCUGAUCGACUCCGUCUGGGCAUUCUUCGAGGCGUUUCGGAACAUCAUAGCCGUCCAAAACCGGGUGGUAACCGCACAAGCUGUGCUUGACUGCUUCCGAAACCAGCCGGCCGGUUGCGGGCGUUUUGAGGGAGCAUCGGGAACAGUGGCGUUCAAUACAGUCACGGGGGAGAGGUUGAAGCUAGAUGGAGUGCCAGCUUACAGUCUCUACAACCUGAUUGGCAAGACAUGGAAGGAAAAACCCAAGUGGGUAUUGAACGGCUCAGAUGGCGUCAAGCUGAUGGAUCCGACGGACUACGUCACUCAGCCAGGACCUCUGCCAGCUGGCUCGCUGCUGCCCUUGCAACACCAGAUUGUGGCUCCGUAG